AUGAAUCUCCAGGAGCGUGAAAUAGAAAAGGUCAAUGUCUUUUACCUGCAGAAAGAGGCAGAGUUUUCGCUGCGGCUUAAAACCCUCCUCGACAAAAAGCGUGUUAUACAAGCAAGAAUAGCUGCCAACCCCAGACUAUCGGCCAGCUUCGCCACGUUAGUCGAGGGAUUCCAACAGUUCGACAAUGAUCUCAACAAGCUUCAACAAUUCGUUGAAGUCAAUGAAACCGCCAUCUCCAAAAUUCUGAAAAAGUGGGACAAAACGUCAAAGUCGAGAACGAAAGAGAUCUAUCUGCAGCGUGCAGUCGAAAUUCAACCUUGUUUCAACCGUGAUGUACUUCGAGAUCUUUCUGACCGUGCCACAACAGCUCGGCUCGACCUUGAGGCUUGGGCAGAAGGGGAAAACAUUCAAUAUGAGGUGCCCAGAUCGACGGAUCGAAUGAUCGGCCAGCGGGUUGGAACUGAAGAAAGCGACACCGAUCUUCAAAUUCUCCAAGCGUCUGCUGCGGGCAACAUUGGUGCGCUGCGCGAAUGGAUCGCACGAUUGAGUGCAUCUCCUGACGCAGGGGAGCGGUUCACCCGCAUCUUCCUUGCGACCAUUAGCGAGGCCCCGGACGAAUCUUUGCGGCUCUUCCUCGAUUCUGGACUUGUUGACAUUCAUGCCGAGGACGACAUCAACGAGCGCAAUUGCCUACACGAGGCGACGAUAUACGGAAAGGACGUGGUCCUAGAGUAUGGCCUGACACACGGCGUCGACCUAACAAGAUCGGAUGUCUAUGGGAGGGUUCCACUGCAUUAUGCAUGCAUCAGAGGAAGAUUGGCCAUGGUUCGGCGAUUGCUUGAGUACGGGCCCAACACCAUAGACAUGAAAGACCACGACAACUUUACCCCCUUGAUCCACAGUAUUGUCCGUCGGCGAGUCGACUGCGUCCGCCUGCUGCUUGAGCACAACGCCAGGAUUGAUCCCGACACAGAUGCAGACCAUAUCCCGCUAAAUUUAGCAUGCCAGCACGGGUGUGUGGAGAUUGCCAGGAUGUUAUUGGAGAGGAACGCGAGAUUGCUUGCAGACGCCGAGGGCCUUUUCCCGCAACAUCUAGUCGCCAGAUCCAGUCAGGAGGCCGAGCUGCUUCUAAUUCUCAGGCAGCACGGCGCCGACCUCAAUCAGCGGGACAAGCUUUACCAAUGGACGCCGUUGUUUCACGCCGCCAGUGAAGGUCGGGUACAUUGCUUGCGUGUCCUCUUGGAAAACGGCGCAGACCCCGACGCCCUUGAUGAGAAGGGCUUGACCGCGAUGUAUUACGCUACAUGGGAGGGACACCUUGAAUGCAUGGAUCUACUGUGGGAACGAAGCAGCCGCCGCCAGGCUGACAGACGGGCCUCCUCCAGACUUGGUGCAGUCCUGCCUCCGAACAGCCAGAUGAACGCAAUGGAGAUUACUCCCGAGGAACCAGCCCCUGCCGAAGGCGAUGGUAUUCCCGAUCUGUCGCUCCCACCACCAAUCAUCCCGAUGCGUCGCUAUGGCCACAACUUCCUUGACACGAAAACAUUCAUUGCGAUCAAUUUUGACCGCGGGGAACAAGCAAUACAAUUCUUUAAUGAAGCUCGGUAUCCUGCUGCACGCCUGACGAUUUCUUCAAAAACCUCUGAUCUCAUCCCGCGCAACUUGAUGUUGCCCAUACAGGAAGACUCUCGAUCUGUCUACUUCCAGGUUGACAACCUCAGUAGCUUUGCGGUGGAUUUUGAGAUUUUCCCGACCUUUGGUUCCAAAGUCAUCGCGAAAUCCGUCGCUCUUCCUGACCUGUUCCGUGCGAUCGAUAGCAGCGCCGGCACAUGCUGUCUUCCAAUGUUUGACCCCCGGCUGCGAUGUGUCGGCCAGAUUCAAUUCAGUUUCCAGGUCAUCAAACCAUACCCGGGCACGCCGUUGGAAAUCACUCAAUUUGCAACGUAUUGGAAAGCUACAAGUGCAUUGGACGACCAUGGCGGGCUGGUGACUGGCUCAAGUCUCUCGGGAGACUACUUGCGUCUCACCGUACAGCUUACAAGGGACGGCGUUCCCGUCAUAUACCCAUCUUAUUUCGUUCCCUACAACAACCUUGACGUCUCUAUCUGCCGAGUGAAAUUUGAUGUGCUGGAGAAACUUGGAUUGUGCGGCAAGCUGCUAGACGGCAACGGAGUGUCUACACUGAACAGCAUAGACAUAAUGGACUGGCGCGAUCGAGUGUCUGGAUCGAUUUUCCCCCUGCGCGAUAUUCUCGCCGCGGUUCCGCCGCAGAUCAGCUUUAACCUCCACAUCCUCUAUCCGACGGUAGGGGAGGACGUCGAUCUGGGCGUCAACGCAAGCAUCGAUAUCAACACUUUUGCGGAUGCCAUUCUCACCGAAGUCUUUGACCAUGCUCGCUCUCUUCGCGCCCAGUCACCCGAUCUGUCACGCUCCAUUGUGUUUAGUUCGGUCAACCCUAACAUCUGCACGGCCCUGAACUGGAAGCAGCCCAACUUCCCUAUUUUGCUCUGCAACGACCUCGGCAGCGCACAUGGACGGCCGGGCCCAUGUCAUGGCACCUCAAUCAAAGAGUCCGCCCGCCUCGCACAGACUAACAACUUUAUGGGCAUGACGUGCUCGGCGCGGAUCCUGCAGAUGGUGCCUGCGCUCAUUGAGACUAUUAGACAAGCAGGGCUGGUUUUGGUGUCGGACGCUUCUGAAACUGCGUCAAGACAGCCGCCUCCAUCUGCGACGGGUUGGACAAUGAUGCCCGAGGGCGUGAAUGGGAUCAUGAAGCCAAAUGGCAUUUUGCGCUUCAACGAAACGGUCGACAUGUGA
This is a messenger RNA of Exophiala dermatitidis NIH/UT8656, 2817 nucleotides long. Its product is annotated as CDK inhibitor PHO81. NCBI's taxonomy places the organism in Eukaryota, Fungi, Ascomycota, Eurotiomycetes, Chaetothyriales, Herpotrichiellaceae. The record is from RefSeq and is a predicted model, not a curated record. Gene Ontology annotation, biological process: lipid metabolic process. Gene Ontology annotation, molecular function: protein binding; phosphoric diester hydrolase activity. The transcript has 5 exons. Bases 1 to 2817 code for a protein of 938 amino acids.